AUGGACAUCGAUGAAAUCAAGUGUCAACUUUGCCAGCAAGUUUACGAUGAGCAUGAGCAUAUUCCAAUACUCCUACCAGACUGUGGGCAUUCUUUUUGCCUCAGCUGCAUCCAUGACUACUUUUAGUUGCUCUAAGAAAAUGAAUAAGCUCAACAAUAGCAAUAGCUAAAUGAAUCUGAGUUGGUCAACUAAUAAGAUAAUAUCAGUAGAGAUAAGCUUCUAGAACAUAAACAAGUUAUAUUUAGAUGUCCCGAAGAUGAUGUUGAAUGCUCUAUCCAAAACCCUGAUUAACUCCCUAAAAAUUACGCCCUUUUAAAAAUUGUUAAGAAAACAAAGGAGUGCGAAUUACUCAAAAAUAAGAAAGUUGUCAAACUAGAAUUCAUGGCAGAGGAAUAAAAAUUUUAGACGAAGGAUAACCAAGAGGCUUGCCUGACGAAAUAUCUAACUAGGAGCUAAACUACUGUUAAAGAUUAAUAAAACAAUUAAAAGUUGGAUAUUUAGACCAAUUUAAACGUUAAUAGCAACCAUCAUCAUAACAAUAACAGCAUUACUGCUUACCAAUCACAUUCUCCAAUUUCUCAUUCCAAUGGUCUCGAUAAUUGUCCAUAGCAUAAGAGACCUAUGGAAUUGAUAUGUGUUGAUGAUAAAUAGAGAAUUUGUGCUCAAUGUGCAUUAUUCGGAAACCAUAGAGGUCAUGAUGUUAGAUAAGAAGAAGAUGUGACAAAGGAAAUAUCAUUGAAAGUUGAAGUACUUAUGGAGAUGUAUUAGGCUAUGGAAGAGUAAUGUGAUGAUCUUGGCAACCCUGAAAAUUAUGAUAAGCAGUAUAAUGUAUUCAAAGCUAAACAAAAUGAACUUAAGUAGAAGAUUCAGGAUUAGUUUAAGGAAUGGCGUAAGGCCUUAAGAGCUGUAGAGAUGUAGGUCAUUGACAGUUUAUACACAAAUUUUACUUCGAUCGAAGAUAAAUUUUAACACUCAUAUAAAAUCAAUAAGCUAAUGAUUGCAGAAGUCUAGCAAUGGAUGGAUCGAGCCAAGCUUCAGCUAGAUGAUUACUCUGUAAAGACUCAUUAGAACCCUCAUUACAUACCUUUCGAUAUGAUUGAUGGUAAAUAGCAAUCUAUUGCUGACGAGAUUUUAAAUAACGGUGAAUAAGUUCUUGAGAAAACUGAGAAAUAAAAGGGAUUCCCAUCCUUAAAUGGAAUGGAAUAAUACUAUAGCUAGAUCAAACUUUAGUUUGAUCCUAGUUUCGAGAAGAAGUUAAUAAACAUAGCAAAAGUGGUGUAAACUAGCCAAACUGAUAGCAGUGCAGAUAUUACAAGUGCUUCUUAAUCUUUUCUUCCUGCAUUUAGCUUCAACGACGAGGAAGAAGUCACAGAAAAUAUUAGUUAGCCAGUUAAUACAGAGAGUGGCUUGAAUCUGUCGAAUAUUUCUUUUAAUGAACUCUCAUCACCAAUUAACUAAUCUCGAUGUGUCUCUAAUAAGAAUCUCAUCGAGAAGCGUUAAAUUAUAGAAAGAUAAGAUGAGACUAUCCUGUCGAACACUAGUUCAACAGACCUUCAAAUGUCUGUUCAAUCUGUUAAUUAAUGUGAUAUCUCUACCAGAGAAUCAAUAAACCUGUCAGAUAUGCAUGUAAACGAAUUAGCCAAGUGUAUCAAGUGCAAUAGCGGCCAUAUCAAGUCUCUCAAUUUGUCCAAGAAUAGGAUAAGUGAUGAGGGUGUGAAUCACAUAAUAAAAGCGCUUUGUGAUAGUCAAAUCGAAUUUGUUAAUAUUCAAGCCAAUAAGCUGACAGAGAAAUGCGUGGAGACAAUGGUUGGAAUCUUGAAAACAAACAAGAACUUAAAAAUGCUUGAUCUCUAAAACAAUGGUAUUACAAGUAGACUUAUGAAAAAUAAAUUGAAGAAUUCUCUAACCUAGAUGGAGGUUAUUGUUUGA
This is a messenger RNA of Stylonychia lemnae, 1929 nucleotides long. The record is from the annotation of a GenBank genome assembly. NCBI's taxonomy places the organism in Eukaryota, Ciliophora, Spirotrichea, Sporadotrichida, Oxytrichidae.